ACAAUUGUAAUGGUUGCGUGAUGCAUAUAAACUGAAACUUCUUAUGUAAUUGUGUAAUUAUAAUUUAAUUAAUUAAUUAAUUGACAUUUUUACUAAAUAUUGUUACAUUUUCGUGUGUUAAAAAUGAGCAUGAAAGGCUGGAUGAUAUAAUCUUCUUCUUCUUCUUCAUCUUCUUCUUCUUCGCAAACCCUAGCCCUUUGUCUCUCUGUAUAACAAACGCUACGGCUACGCUACGAUGCGGGCUUUCUCUCUCUUGCAUUUCCAUUCUCGUGUUCUCCACUCCAAAGUCUCCGGAUUCUUCUUUUGUUUGUUUUCCUCUACAGCUUCUCCUGCUCCUGCCCAUUCUUCAAGAAACCCAUUGAUCUUCAACUACCUAACCCGGACAUUCACGUGCUCGGAAAAACAAGCCCUAUGGGUCUCAAAUGAUCAUCCAUCGCUGAAAACCCUAGAUAAGCCUCAAUCCGUAGUUCAAUUUCUCGAAGAAAUCGGUUUCUCCAAGAGCCAAAUCCAAUACACCGUCCGGGUAUCGCCUGGAAUCUUGUUCUGCAGCAUAGAGAAGAAUCUGAAGCCGAAGCUGAACUUAUUUCAAGAACUGGGCCUCACCGGUGAUCGUCUGGGUGAGUUCAUUUCCAAGAAUCCUAGUUUUUUGAAUUGCAGCUUAGAGAACACAUUGAUGCCACAAAUUGAUUUAAUCAGGAAAGUUCUUGUGGAUGAUAAGGACAAUCAAGAUUUGAUUUGGGUUUUGAGGAGGGUGAGUCGGUUCAGAGCCAAAGUCCCCGAACCGAUGUUGCUCCGCAACAUUGCCUUCUUGAAGAGCUGUAAUAUUGUUGGGCCUCGGCUUGUAACGAUGUUCAAGACGAGACCUUGGGUUUUACUUAUGCCCGAGUCUGCGCUUAGGGACUUGGUUUCCCGAGUUUUGAAUAUGGGCUUUUCGGUUGAUUCAGGGAUGUUGGUUUACGCUUUGCAGACAGUUAGUAGCAUGAGUGCUGAGACUUUUAAUAGGAAAUUGGAUUUGCUUAAACGUUUCGGAUUCUCAGACAAUGAGUGUAUUGAAAUGUUUAGGAGGUUUCCAUCUGUGCUAAAGGCUUCUGAAGCGAAGCUCAAGUUUGGGAUUGAGUUCUUCUUGAAUGAUGCUAAGGUUGAGAGGUCAACGUUGGUUCGUAGACCAAUUUGUUUGAUAUGCAGCAUGGAGAAGCGAGUAAAGCCUAGGUACAGAGUUUUACAGGUCUUGAAGCUCAAGAGGCUGUUGAAGAAAGAGCUAAGUGUUGUUAAUGUGUUGGAGAUGUCAGAGGCUGAGUUUCUAGAGAAGUUUAUAUCGCCGUACGGGGAUGAUGCUGAAGAGCUGUUGGCCACCUACAAGGGCAAUCUCUUGGAUUCUUCACGGGAAUAAACUGUUGAUCCUUGUCUUCCUGUGAUUAUUGGGCCAAUUGGCAGUUGUGUGCGCUGUGUCAUAUGUAGUCAUCUUUUUCUGACCGUCUUGAGCUCCCUCAGAAGCCAUUUCACCACCUCGAACAGCUCUGACUCUCCAUGUGUUGUUUCAGAAGCUGAGGAGAAGGGAUGAUAUGAUUCUGGAGGUGCAAGACCAGAUUCUCGAAUCUACUCUCAGUUUUCUCAUUCUUCCCAUCUGUAAUAAUGCUGGAUGUUGCAAGCAAGCAAUUGCUGAUCACAGCGCAGGACAAGUUGAUGGUCUUCCCAGAAACAACCAUGCUUGAUUUUAGGGUCCCAUCAUUAUAAUCCGACCCGAUGCCCCUUGGUGCCAAGUUAAUUGUUGGAGCAAAUGGGGUUGUGUGCCCUGCCCAAUUCUCUUUCGGUUUCUACUCCCUAGUUUCUGCGUCCCAUCAUUAUUUUAUUGUUUACCAAUUCUCAUAUUGAAAUGGAGUAGGAGUUAUUUACCAUAAUUACAUAAACUGGGCAGGCUCUUUAGUUUAGGCUUCCCCUCGUAUUGGAUAUGUUUAUAUUAUUAUUAUUAUUAUGUACUCAAUUUUCAUAUUGAAAAGAAGAAUAAAGUUGUAGUCCUCUAAAUAAUACAAAUUCAUGUGCAU
Diospyros lotus (date-plum) is the source of this 2042-nucleotide messenger RNA. RefSeq names its product transcription termination factor MTERF9, chloroplastic-like. The coding region runs from base 236 to 1390 and encodes 384 amino acids. Gene Ontology annotation, biological process: chloroplast organization; regulation of DNA-templated transcription. Gene Ontology annotation, molecular function: double-stranded DNA binding. The record is from RefSeq and is a predicted model, not a curated record. NCBI's taxonomy places the organism in Eukaryota, Viridiplantae, Streptophyta, Magnoliopsida, Ericales, Ebenaceae. Gene Ontology annotation, cellular component: chloroplast. The transcript has 2 exons.